This is a messenger RNA of Linum trigynum, 6731 nucleotides long. NCBI's taxonomy places the organism in Eukaryota, Viridiplantae, Streptophyta, Magnoliopsida, Malpighiales, Linaceae. The record is from the annotation of a GenBank genome assembly.
CAUGACAUUAUAUAUACCCAAAACCAACCAUAUUCCUUUUUCUUCUACGUCUAUUCGCAUGGGAAUUAACUAUUUGAAGUGGAACAGUACUGAACUACUUAGCAAAGGUGACAACUGUUAAUAGUAGGAUCGUUGAGGGAGACGUGAAGUGAUCAGAGUGGUGGAAGCUAGCUAGCUAGGCCAGAUAUAUAAAUUAGAGUACGAUUCACUGUGGGAAGUUUUGGAUCCAGAUCAGAUCAGAUCAUCAGAAGAAGAAGAAGAAGAAAAGGAACAAAAUUAGGGCAAGGGGGGAAGAUGGGUAGCAGUACGAAUUGCCAGGCUUGCUUGCUUGCUGGCUGCUGCCCCCAAGUGGCCGGUUCCACUCAAUUUGGCUGUCCUAUUUUCCUAUAUCAACUUGAUUCAACUUUUUUUUUUUUGAAAAUGGAUCGAUUCAUUCAUUGAAAGCACGAAGAGGUUGUGAAACAGCAAGGUUCCAGAUUACAACAGAUCGGAAAUAACAUUAAGCACUGAAAGCCAUUUCGGGUGAUGGGUAUUCAUUCGACAAUUCCGGGCCACCCAAUCUGCAUGCGUUCCUAUUGUUACGACGACUGGUGAAGAGAACAUUGAUCCGAUCUGAACUGCUCUAGGAUAGCCUUGAUAGAGGAAAGAAUAGCGUAACAUCUCCAGGGCCAUUUCGUCGGAUCUUCCUUAAGUGCAUCAACCAGUACCUUGAUGUCCGCAGAGAACCGUUGUCGGAUUGUUGUCUUUCUGCUGCCAAAAGACAUGCAUCAUAAAUAGCACAAGCCUCGGCCUCAAUUGGGGAAGAACAAAUCACCUUCCUCGCCCUUCCAUCACAAAUAAUAUGUCCGCUAGAGUUAGUGAAUAACUACUCCGAUUGCCGCCUCUUGUGAAUCAUAGUCAAAAGACCCAUCACAAAGUAUUCUCCGAUGAUGGAGCAUCGACGGUGGACACGAUUGUGGAGGAACGACCCUGGGGGUGAGAAGAGGAUCAACUCACUCCCAAUAAUAUACGUACCACUCAAGUUGGGGAAUCAUCUCCAACCAAUAUUUAAGCCAAGUAGAAUGGAUCAAGAAUUAAGAACAAUAUAUAGUUUGGUAUUCAAUUUGUAUAUCAUGCUUAACGCCUUUUCGGUCGUUGUGGAUGGAAAUAAGAUCUAAUAUAGUGAUCGAAUACAAGCACUCAAAUAAAAAUACGUGUUAGGAUUCAACGUGUGAAAAUUGUUUAGAAUUUAACCUUAACUAAGCUUAUGAAUAUGGACGAAAUCACGCCGUGCAAGUUCAUAUAUAAUUUGAAGUUGUGGGUUUCGAUUUCAACCAGAUAAUGCUUAGGAUUGCCAAAACCAUAUGAAUAAUUAAUUAGAGAAUGGGUUAAUUGGGGGGAUGAAUGAUAUGGUAGCUAGAUCAAGUCGGUGAACAGAGAAACAAAGCUGAACAUGCAGGAGAUUAGUGAAAUGGAUUGGGUUUGGUUCUGGGACUUAAUUCGCACGUGAAUUUCUAGGGGUUUUAGUCGACAUUAUAAUCCUAUUUGGUCUCGACCAAAAAUCCAAGUGGGAGGGUUGAACCUAAAACAAAAACCAAAUCAGGGAUGGGAGUGAAGCUGAAAUCCAUCCACAUCGAUCCCAUAAAAUUUGGUUUCUUUGGUAUACUUCUAUCUUUCAAAACCAGUCAACAAUGGAGCAUAUAUUUACAAAUUACAGUACUGAUAAUUCUAUCACUUGAAUUCGAGUCGAUUAGAUAGUUGCAGUCCGAAUUAGACAAAUUAUUCGUGAUUAUACAUAAAAUUUGAACCGAAAUAAAAGACAUGAUUUGACACUAUUCAAUUUGAAUCAACGAGAUUUAACUUCCAAAUGUUUAUUUAUUUAUUUAUUUUUACAAAUAAUAUAUAAUAUAUCCUCAUGAAUUGUGUAGCGACAACAAACUGUUGAUUGUGUGUUAACUGUUAACACACGAGUUGAGAUGAUGAAGGAAAUAUUACUAUCUUCGGAUAGCAAUCAUAUGAUGAGACUAACUGAUGUUUCAUAUCGUAGACAUAACUUUCAAGAUAUAAUCUUAAACGUCUUUCAAGAACUCGAGAUGUUGAGAGUUGAGACUAACCGAUGUUUCAUAUCAUCAUAUGAUAUCGUAGUCUUGGAGGAAGGUCGUGUCUUUCAAUUCUAGUAAUCUUAUGCUCGGUUGAAGCACAACGAUAUGAUAGAUUUGUGCAGAUUCUAAAUUAUAGGUGGAGCGUGCAAUUGAAUGAUAUAAGACCUAGUCUUAAUUGUCUCCUACCGACUGGAAUUAUUGGAUUCGACUAAUCAGAAAUUAUAGACAUAAAACUUUAGCAUUGUAGUUAGUACACUACACAUCCCACAUCCAAUCAAAAUAGUAAGAAAGUGACUUCACUGACUAAGUUUAACACAGCCUCAUUUGCAUCCUUUUCUUCUACCUAAUAAUGUAACAACUAUCUUCACCCUUCGUUAGUGACAUUUACAAUUGAUUAAUUAUGCAGACGACAGCUCCUUAACAAAAUUCUGCUGGCUGGCUGGCUUGAAAGGAGGAAUUAAGCUUGUUAAUGUUAUAUGUGUGCAAAUUCAGUGAACCUUUUUUCAGGUUUUGGGGGCAACAAAUUCAGUGUAUCAUUUGUUAAAUAUAUAUAUUCUUGAUCGUUUUCUUGGAGGGAAUAUUACAUUGGUAAUGAUUGGAUUGGACGGUGGAGAGGCCUUCUCAGAAAAAUAAAUAAAAAUAAAAACUAAAACUAAAAAAAAACAAAAAAAAAACAUCAUAUCCAUUCUCUAGUCCACAUAUGUUGCAGUCCUGCCCCACUAGUCAUGUCGGCUGGGCUUUUUAUCGAAUCUGAAACCCAAUUGUGAACUUUUAAGGGCCUCUUUAGCUGGAUACAUUUUAAUCGGUGGGCGAAGCCCGCACUCUGCUCACAAGGUCCAAUAGCCCAAUACCCAAGAAUGCCAAAAAGGAACGGAAUAAAAUUAAAAUGCUCUCGUUGAGAGUCGAACUCAAGACCUCCCGCUUACUAAACGGGUGCUCUAACCAACUGAGCUACGAGAGCUUCUUGAAAAUCCAUUCAACUGUAAUGAAUUUGUAAAGCAUCAUAGGAUGUGACUUGUGGUCACAUGUUGUGCGUUUCAAGCUCCAACUUCCAAUCAGUCACGUCAACGUGUGACCCUACGAAGUCCUCAAAUGAAUUUGCACCGCACAUUGUAAGCCAAACGGAAGAAGUUUCGUUCUGGUCCCUAAACUUAUAGAGUUACCCACUAAAGUGUAAUAUAAAUUGCAAAUAAGGUUCUUUUAUGUUGAUAAGCUCAAACCGCAGACGUACGAAACAUUAUAUACUUCAUAUUAAUUAUGGAGAGGUUAUUCGUCAUUAUUUAUAAUACACGCACAAUCAACUUUUUUUCGAUCGGGCAUUUAGUCUCUUCAACUUGUGAAUGUAAAUUUUGAGGUUGGGAAUUAAGAUGAUUAUAAAACUUGCACUUGAUUUAUCUUGUACCUUCGUUACUCAAAAUAGAUUUAUGUACACGAUGCCUUUUUCUAUGAUAAUUUAUGUACGUGAUGUCUUGAUCGGAACCUCGUACUAUAUGUUUUGAUAAAUAUGACAAGAGUAUUAGAUUGUUUGUUGAGUUUAGUUUUGUACACAAAUAGUGAAUAUAAAAAGUUGUAGAUGAGUUAAAUUUCUGUGCAUCAAUCUGUAAUAAAGUAAAAGAUUGAGCACCACUGCCACGAUAAGUACAGUCGGCACAACGAGGCCCUUUUCUGCAAAAACACUUCUUUUGGGAAAAGGAAAAGGGAAAGUUAUCCCUUUGGCUGAAAUAGAAGGAGAGAGCCAAAGCCAACCAAAGCAGAACUGUGAAAGGGUGAGCCAGUGGGAAAGCCGAGCUGCGGAGUUGGUGGAGAAGAAAGAACGAAACUUCUCUCUUUCUUUCUCUCUCUCUCCUCCUCCUCCUCUUCCCGGUUCCUUCCUCACUCUCUUCCCUCUUUCUCGCUCUAGGGUUUUGGUUCUCCCCUAAUUCUCGAUCAUAUUCCGACGAACCCACCUGCCAAAUUCACCGCGAUUUCGCUUCUUUCCUCUGUCCGCUGAUCGAACGGGGAAUUCGCUGCCAUCUGGGUCUCCGAUCGAGGCAAGGGACGGCAAUCGGACGAGAAAGCCCAAGUUUCUAACUGGUUUCCCGAAUGGCUUCCGACACAUGGGGCUCCCGAUUCUCCACUACUCGCCGCUACCAAUCUCGACCCGAUCCAUUUGAGGAAGGGGAGGUGGAAGAUGAUUCCAAAGCUGAGUUCUUGUGCCCGUUUUGCGCCGAGGAUUUCGAUAUCCUGGGGCUCUGUUGUCAUAUGGACGAGGAGCAUCCCGUCGAGACCAAAAAUGGGGUGUGCCCUGUCUGUGCUAAAAGAGUGGGAAUGGAUAUAGUUGGCCACAUCACUACACAACAUCAGAACUUCUUUAAGGUCCAGCGCAAAAGAAGGUUGCGCAAAGGUGGAUCCAACACGCCGUUUGCGAUAUUGAGGAAAGAACUCCGCGAUGGAAGCUUACAGUCGCUCCUUGGUGGAUCUUCAUACUUCGCCUCGACUACAGAGCCUGAUCCGCUGCUCUCUUCCUUCAUGUUUAGUCCUGCUGGACUCAGUGAACCGAAAUCCAUUCUCCCUGCUGCUGCUUCAGAUGUCGCAACAAGUCCAGCAAUUGUAAAACCGAUCGAGGAGUCACUAGAAAGGGUUGUAGAGCCAUCAUCGAAUGCGGUAUCAGACAAGGACCACGAGGAGAGGUCUCGUCGAUGCGAGUUUGUUCGAGGAUUGGUGCUGUCCACCAUCCUAGAUGAGUUAUGAGUUAGCUGGAAUAAUGGAGAGAUGUGCUCUUCUCUGUGAAGUCUGUAGUAUAUAUAUAAGGUAAUGGUGUACUGAAAUGAGGAGAGGGGAAAAUGGCCAAAAGUGUCCAUUUCAUGCUUAUCUAAUGUACCAAUGGCACAGAAUCAUCCAUAUCUGUAACAUAAUAUAUUAUAUAUAUCGCUUAUAUAAUUUUAUAUAAAUUAUCAUAAUUUUGCACCAAUGACAACCAGGAGAUAACCAAAACUACCAAUUUUGUUGGUUUGCUUUCAUGUUUCACUGAAACCAACAAGAAAAUCAGUGUUCAUAAAUUAAGCAUCAUUCUUGAUAUUGACAAAUGACAACGUUUUUUUUUUUACUGGAAACUGUGAGUACUUUAUUAAUCAAACGAAGCGGUUACAUUAUCCUGCAACAGUUGAUCAAUAAGAAUAACUGGUGGUCGGUCCACCCAAACAACCCUCUCGUUCCACCUAGUCUCUGUAUGAGCCAUAAGAUGGGCCGCUUCAUUUGCUUCUCGGCUGAUAUGCUUUCAUUCACCUCGUCUCGAUGCCAACAAUAAGCGGCGUAUACUACGGCACAAUACGCCAACCUCAUCAUGUUGCUUUUCCGGAUGAUGCAUUUUCUGGAUUAAAGUCAGACAAUCGGACUCCAAGACCACGUCGGAGUAAUGAAAAUGGGCUGCUAGUUGAGCCCCGAACUCAGCUGCCAUAGCCUCGGCUGUCUCUGGUCUCCACUCGCCAGGGAUUUUCUUUGUUGCAUCUAGCAGGAAUUUGCCGUCGCCAUCCCGCGCCACCAUAAGAACGUUGACUAUGUCAUAGCUCAUAUGAACGUGUCUGACAACAAUUUUAAGAUUUUGACAAUAUUAAACAUCAUUCGAAGAUCCAAAGUGUUGUAAAAACUCAUUGUUAUAAGAAUCAAAUCAGAUAGCUUUAAUUCAAUUGAUUCUUAACAAAUUAGUAUUAAUUCAAUUAAUUCUUAAAAAAUUAGUAUUUGCAAUAUGUGAGAACGGUUGGGCCAGUAGAACCACUAAAUUAGUCACAAUAUCAGUUCGAUUCAUUUGAUUGGAUGGUUAUACAUGAACUGAACGGUUAUUAACGAUUUGACAUGAAACAAGCUGAACCAUCAUAGUUUAACUAGUCUUGUUCACAAUUUUUAACCACAAAAAUAAGUAAGAAUAAAAUACGUUAACAUAAACUAAGACAAUUCAUCCUCAUUCACUAAAUUUAUUUAUCCUUUCUUUUUUGUUUCCCAUUUAUCCUUUCAACCUCAUUCACUAAAUUUAUUUAUCCUUUCUUUUUUUCGUUUCCCAUUUAUCCUUUAUUUUAUUCGUUUCCCAAUCUCCUUGUUGGAUUUAUCUGAUUUGCUAUGGAUUGUCAUUCUUUUCAAUGACUUCAAGUUAAUACAAAAAUCAUGAUUUCUUUUGUGAUGUAGUUUGAAUAUUUUGUUAGAAUUUUUGGUAACAGAUGAUAUGAAUUUGAAAAUUUUAAGGUUAACAAUAAAUUCACUCCUAACAAUCAACCACAACGAUCAACCAGUGAACGAUCAACCAGCAUGUAAUAAUUGUCGUUCUUUUUACAACAUGAAUGGUUCCGUAACGAUCAACCAGUGAACGAUCAACCACAAACUUUUCUAGUAUACCAUCCUAUCCAAUUACGAAAAUAUUGACAUUAACAAAAGGUACAUCUUUUGUGGACAUUAGUGAUUCAACAAUAGAUUAAAAGUUAAUAACAUCUAGCAUUCCUAAUAGCACUCUAAAAAUGACAAGUUCUCAAGAGAAGAAAGAACACCAUGAAAUAACUAAAUCCAGCUACUUGUUUCCAAUCAUGAAGAUGGGUGGUACGCCAUCCAACCACUGCACUGCACCAUACAAAUCGUACUGUUCAUUCAUCUGAGUUUAGAUCUAAGUAAAAAACAACGGUAUAU